AUGGGCGUGAAGGGGUUGUGGUCGAUCGUAGCCCCCGUGGGGGUGCGAGUUAACCCGGAGAUUUUCACGGGGAAACGAAUUGCCAUCGACGUAAGUAUCUGGCUGUACGAGCUGACGUACGCGAACAACAUGAAGGUACUACGAAAUGGAGGGGUGGACAAUAUGAGCAUGUUUAACGAUCUGUGGAUGGAUUUCUCUGAAAAUAUGAACACCGACAUGAGGACGGAAAACCUGAGAAAGGUGCACCUCUACUUUUUCUUCCUCCGAAUAUGCAAACUGCUCUACUACAACAUAAGGCCCAUUUUCAUUUUUGACGGAACCCCCCCCGAACUGAAGAGGAAAACCAUCUUCCAGAGAAACAUGAAGAGGAGAAACGAUGAGGAAAGGUUCCAGAAGACCGCCGAAAAACUUAUUUAUAAUUAUUACCAAAGGUCUCUAUUAAAAACGUUGAAAGGUAAAAGGAGUACCUCGAAAAAGAAAAUUGAAAAUGAAGAAGGCGUCAUCUCUCAAGGACAGUCAUCCUCAUUUGUUGGGUUAAACACCAUAGUAGGAAGGAACCCUCCUCCUUCUUCUUCUUCCCCUCUCACCCUUUCUCCAGCUCAACACACAUAUGGGCUGAUCGAAAUAUAUGAUAGUAUUAGAGAAAAUGAGGCUUCACUUGGGAGCAUGGUAGAGAACAUAGGUAAUGUGGCCGUCAGCGUGAAGGACAUCUUAAACAUAUGUAACGAUGAAGACUUGAACAAGAUACAGAACAAGGUACUUAUGAUUAGCAAUUUGGAGGUACCAAUUGGGGGGGUAAGCGAAAACAUGAAGGAUAAGCACGUUCAGAGUGAUCUAAAGGAGACUGCAGAGAAGGACAACAGGAUGGACGAAGCUGUACAGAGGGGAAUAACAAACGAUGAGAAUGAAUAUGCAGUCAUCCUGGCAGGAGAAUACCCAACACCAAAUGAACAGAUAAACCAUAUGGACAACGAAAUUGACGAAGAAAUUGUGCGGAAGAAACACAUGGCAAGGAAGAAGUACUAUGAGAGCAUCCCAAAAAAUUUCAAAGGGUUCUUGUGCAUGCGUAGACCGGUCGAUAUUAUAGACAUAAGCAACUACAGUACUGACAUUUUGGAGUUCACACGCAAGCUGGGGGAAACCCAGUCCCCAUCCAGGAUGGCUCAGAUGGAUGAAUUGGUCGAGGGAGACACACCCGGGAAGGAUCCUACUAAGGGGGAUAUCUGUGACAAGGGCGAGGGGGUCGGAACUCCAUUAGCGAUAGAAAAUAAGGAGCAUGAUAGUGCGGAGAAGAAGGGAGGAGAGGACAACGCAUACGUUCUCCACAGUGGUGGGGAUACCCUGGAAAAGGAACUCCCCGACGAGGAAUCCCCCAACAAGGAACCUCCCCACCCGGAACAGAUCAAUGUCCUGGAGCUUCCGUCCACCCUGGACCCGGCUGAGCUCUUCCGCGAGGGGAAAGACGAAUAUAAAGUGUAUUACGUGAACAACGAGGAAAUAAGAAUUCCCCUCUUCAAGGAGUUAAAUAAGGAAGUGUUUGAAAAGCUACCCAUCAAACUGCAGUACCAAAUUUUGCAAGACAUAAAGGAAGAGUGGUAUGUCGACAACAGGGUAAAGGCCAUAAAGGCCAAAGACGACAUGGAUAUAUUCUCGCAGGUGCAGUUGGAGACAUACGUGAGGAUGAUUAAGACAGAUUUCGAAAUAGAGAAACUCAAAAUAAAGAUGGCUGAAAAUAUACAGAACGCUGAGGGAGAACUCAUAGUUAAUAAGGAACUGUCCAAACACUUCGACAACCUCAGUAUCAGGGAUUACAACGAUAUGGAUAAGAAAAAAAAAAAAAAAAAAAAAAAAAAAUACAUCAAUGAGAUUCUGAACCAGUGUUACUUUGAGGGGAAGAAUGACCAGUAUCAGGAGCUGUACAUUAAGGAGGAGGAAGAAGACGAGAAGGGACUUGUGAUGAAUGCCAUGUUGAGGGGAGAGAGAAUCACAGAGAAAGAGGAAGAAGGAGGCUUACUUCACGAUCAGCGCACUUCGAUAGAGGCCUAUGGGCAAGUAGAAUUGGCACGAAGGAGGGAUGUUACUAGGCCAAAGAGGGAAAGGCACGGGGAGGAUAACGAACCGGAGAAAGAAAAAAAGGCGCUGAUAAAAAUGGAGGAAGAAUUUAAGCAGGACCUGUUGCUCGAUGAUGAGGAGCUUUUCGGGGAGGAUCUCCUGCGAGGGGUGGAGGGAGAUGGGCGGAAACUUGAUGACGAUCGGUUGGAUGAUGAUAAGUCGGUCGAGGAGCAUCCCCCCAACGGGGAAACAACAGUUGGGGCGAAAGACGAUAACGCAGAGGAGCAAAUCCCCCUGUCGAGAGAUAUUGAUAUCCACGAAAAUAGGAACUUUACCCUAAAUGUCCACAGCAGUGGAGAUGACUUCGAAAAUUGCAGCGUUGAGGAGAAGGGGCAAAUAAUAGAAAUGGAGGAGGUGCAAAUUACACAGGAUAUUAUUGACCUAACCAGUCAUGAUGAACAGAUGGAAAUAUCAAUCCAAAUUAAUGAUGAACAAGAAGUUUGCGAAGCAUCCAAUGAGUCAAACAUCGAUAAUGAGGAGGAGGUACAUGAUGAACAGGUGCAGAUUGUGUUGCCAUCUAUCCCAGGUGGUAAAAACGCACAGGUUGUGUCCCCCCCCCUACAUGAUAAGCUUCAAAGAUUAAUAGAUAAUUAUUCCAGUGGGGAGGACAUAGCAGAUGGGGGACAUUUUGCCGAGGGAAAAUUCUCAGCCUCUGGACAGCCUUCUCCGGAGAUACCCCUUUCGGCGUCUGUGGAGGUGGCAGCUGAAGGGGAGAACACGACCUUGCAACAAGCACCACAAGAACCACAACCGAAAGAGCGUGAGCGUGAGCAUGACCCCAUCCGUGGGGAAGAGGAGGAAAUCUCCGAGGCGAUGAAAAAGGUGAAGCAAAAGGUAAGGCGAUUUAUUACCAAAGAAAAAAUAAACCAGCUUCUUCUUAACAAGGUGGAUCUGGACACGAUCGGGAAGGACACUUACCUGGAGAACGUUCUGAGCAAUAAGGUGUUGUUGGACGGGUUUGGCCUAGGGGGUGAGGAAGAAAAAGAUGAAGACAAGCAGAUGGACGGUGAAGUCCCCGACGGAGGAAUCCUGGAGGGCAUGUUCCUUCAUGAAGAUGUCACCCCUAAUGAUCGAGAGAAAGUAAGGGAUAGCCGCGCACUAGAUGACUACAUGGAAAAAGCAAACAAAGAGAACGAGGAGCUGGUGAAGGAAUAUAGGAAACUGAAAAAAAACAACAUUGAAAUAAAUGAAGAAAUGAAUGAAGACAUCAAGAUUUUGCUAAACAUGUUUGGAAUACCAUAUGUACAAUCUCCCUGUGAAGCAGAGGCACAAUGUUCCUACCUGAACUGCAAGAAUUAUUGUGAUGCUAUCAUAAGUGAUGAUUCCGAUGUUCUUGUAUUCAAUGGAAAAACGGUAAUUAAAAAUUUCUUCAACAAAAAAAAAACUGUAGAGGUAUAUGAAAGGAAGCUCAUAGAGGACAAGUUGGGUUUGUAUCAAGAUGAGUUAAUUAACCUGUCGCUACUCUGUGGAUGUGAUUAUACCAUUGGUGUCCAUGGAGUUGGAAUAGUAAACGCCUUGGAGAUUAUUAAAGCCUUUCCCACUUUUGAAGAUUUGAAAAAACUAAAGGAAAUCGUAUCCAACCCUUUUAGAGACCUCAGCAAGGAUGACAAAUAUUUCAACAACGAGGAAGUUCAGCGUUUUCUAAAGACGCAUAAAAAUUAUAAACUAAAUUGGAUAUUUCCAAAGAAUUUUCCCGACAGGGAAGUCUACAAAUGCUUCAAAUACCCCAAGGUAUGUACAGACAUAGAGAAAUUCCAAUGGCAUCUUCCAAACCUAACUCAUAUUAGCAGAUUCUUACAGAAAGAGACAAACAUCGCGGAGGAAAAAAUUUAUAAUGUGCUGAAUCCUAUUUUGCAAAAAUACGAUGUUAAAGUUAGAAGUUACCAGCUCAAGAUACACGAUUUUUUCCCAAUGAUUGAAAGGAAGAGAAAGAGCGUCGACAAUUUGAUAGAUAUCAUUCGCGACAACCAGAAGGGUAAAAGAAGAAGCACUAACAGCGGUAAAAGAGGCAAAGACGCAAAGAGCAACAAGGCUACCAGUGGAAGAAGUUCCACACUGGGAAGAGAUAUCACAUCACUCAUUGACUUGAACCCCGCUGGGGUCAUUCGGUCCAAGCGUAUGACGACAGCAUUGGACCACAUAAAGGGUCGCGGUCGUUCUCGCAAAAGGGCCUCCCAAGGAUAG
Plasmodium knowlesi strain H is the source of this 4296-nucleotide messenger RNA. Its product is annotated as DNA repair protein RAD2, putative. Gene Ontology annotation, cellular component: nucleus. The transcript has a single exon. Gene Ontology annotation, biological process: nucleotide-excision repair. The record is from RefSeq and is a predicted model, not a curated record. Gene Ontology annotation, molecular function: single-stranded DNA binding; DNA endonuclease activity. Lineage: Eukaryota; Apicomplexa; Aconoidasida; Haemosporida; Plasmodiidae. Bases 1 to 4296 code for a protein of 1431 amino acids.